Messenger RNA from Lontra canadensis (Northern American river otter), 1257 nucleotides. Its product is annotated as zinc finger protein 420-like. The record is from RefSeq and is a predicted model, not a curated record. Gene Ontology annotation, biological process: regulation of transcription by RNA polymerase II. NCBI's taxonomy places the organism in Eukaryota, Metazoa, Chordata, Mammalia, Carnivora, Mustelidae. Gene Ontology annotation, molecular function: DNA-binding transcription factor activity, RNA polymerase II-specific; RNA polymerase II cis-regulatory region sequence-specific DNA binding. The transcript has 3 exons. The coding region runs from base 1 to 1257 and encodes 418 amino acids.
AUGCAGAAGUCACACCUCUUUGUUCAACUGAAAAUUCUAACCAGUGAGAAAUCAUAUAAAUGUAUUCAGUGUGGGAAAGCCUUCAGUGGAAAAUCAGGACUCACUGUACAUCAGAGGAUUCAUACUGGGCAUAAACCAUACAAAUGUAAUGAAUGUGAAAAAGCCUUUAUUCAGAAGUCACAACUCACUGUACAUCAGAGAACUCAUACAGGAGAGAACCCCUAUGAAUGUAGUCAAUGUGGGAAAGCAUUCAUCCAGAGGUCAAACCUCAUUAUUAAUCAGAGGAUUCACACAGGGGGAAAAAACCCCUAUGAAUGCAAUGAAUGUGGGAAAGUUUUCAUCAAGAAGUCAACACUUAGUGUUCAUCAAAGAAUUCAUACUGGGGAGAAACCAUAUGAAUGCAGACUAUGGAAAAACUUUCAUCUGAGAAUUACUACUGGGGAGAAACCCUAUGAAUGUAGUGAAUGCAGAAAAGCUUUUACCCAGAAAUCACAACUCAUUGUGCAUCAAAGAAUCCAUACUGGAAUGAAGCUAUAUGAAUGCAUUGAGUGUGGAAAAGCCUUUAGUAAGAAGUCACACCUCACUGCACCUCAUAGAAUACACACUGGAGAAAGAUCCUAUGAAUGUAAUAAUUGUAGGAAAGCUUUCAGCAAGAAGUCUACUCUCAUUAUUCAUCAAAGAAUACAUACCGGAGAGAAACCUUACGAAUGCAAUGAAUGUGGAAAAGCUUUUAGUCAGAGCACUAAUCUUAUUCAACAUCAAAGAGUCCAUACUGGGGAGAAACCUUAUGAGUGUAGCGAAUGUGAAAAAACUUUUAGUCAUAGGUUAUCGCUUAGAAAUCAUGAGAGAAUUCAUACUGGAGAAAAACCCUAUCCUUGCAAUGAAUGUGGGAAGGCUUUCAGUCAUAUUUCAGCCCUUACUCAACAUCACAGAAUUCAUACUGGAAAGAAGCCAUAUGCGUGUAUUGAAUGUGGGAAAACCUUCAGCCGGAGCACACAUCUUAUUGAACAUCAGGGAAUUCAUUCUGGGGAAAAAUCCUACCAGUGUAAGGAAUGUCAGAAGACUUUUUGCCAUAGCACAUCACUAAUCCGACAUCAGAGAACUCACACCAGAGAAAGACCCUAUAAAUGUACAGAAUGUGGAAAAGCCUUCAGUCAUACCCCAGCCUUCAUUCAACAUCAGAGAAUUCAUACUGGAGAGAAACCCUACCAGUGUGAUGAAUGUGGGAUAUCUUUGUUUAAGUUCAGCCCUUACUAA